Messenger RNA from Capra hircus (goat), 8919 nucleotides. RefSeq names its product APOBEC1 complementation factor (gene A1CF). Gene Ontology annotation, cellular component: nucleus. The record is from RefSeq and is a predicted model, not a curated record. Gene Ontology annotation, molecular function: mRNA binding. Lineage: Eukaryota; Metazoa; Chordata; Mammalia; Artiodactyla; Bovidae. The transcript is spliced from 12 exons. Bases 128 to 1915 code for a protein of 595 amino acids.
UUAGAGCAUAACAAGAGUGACACGUUGAAUUCGCCAUAAUCAAGGAAACCUUUUCCGGGUGGGGAUCUCUGAAAUCACUCAGUGAGCAACCCUAAUUAACCUGAUUUUUUGCUGAUAAUCACUCUCAAUGGAAUCAAAUCACAAAUCCGGGGAUGGAUUGAGCGGAACCCAGAAGGAAGCAGCUCUCCGCGCACUGGUCCAGCGCACAGGAUAUAGCUUGGUCCAGGAAAAUGGACAAAGAAAGUACGGUGGUCCCCCGCCUGGCUGGGAUGCUGCACCCCCAGAAAGGGGCUGUGAAAUUUUUAUUGGAAAACUCCCCCGAGACCUUUUUGAAGAUGAGCUUAUCCCACUGUGUGAAAAAAUUGGUAAAAUUUAUGAAAUGAGAAUGAUGAUGGAUUUUAAUGGCAACAAUAGAGGCUAUGCAUUUGUAACAUUCUCAAAUAAACAGGAAGCCAAGAAUGCAAUCAAGCAACUUAAUAAUUAUGAAAUCAGAAAUGGGCGUCUCUUAGGGGUUUGUGCCAGUGUGGACAACUGCCGAUUGUUUGUCGGGGGAAUCCCAAAGACCAAAAAGAGAGAAGAAAUCUUAUCAGAGAUGAAAAAGGUCACCGAAGGAGUCGUGGAUGUCAUCGUCUACCCAAGUGCUGCAGAUAAAACCAAAAACCGUGGCUUUGCCUUCGUGGAGUAUGAGAAUCACCGGGCAGCUGCCAUGGCCCGGAGGAAGCUUCUUCCAGGAAGAAUUCAGUUAUGGGGACAUCCUAUUGCAGUAGACUGGGCAGAGCCAGAAGUAGAAGUUGAUGAAGACACAAUGUCCUCAGUGAAAAUCCUGUACGUAAGAAACCUAAUGCUGUCUACCUCAGAAGAGAUGAUUGAGAAAGAAUUCAAUAACAUUAAACCAGGUGCUGUGGAAAGGGUGAAGAAAAUCCGAGACUAUGCUUUUGUGCACUUCACUAACCGAGAAGAUGCAGUGGAGGCUAUGAAAGCUUUAAAUGGGAAGGUGCUGGACGGGUCACCCAUUGAAGUGACCCUAGCCAAACCAGUGGACAAGGACAGUUACGUUCGGUACACCCGAGGAACAGGCGGAAGGGGCUCCAUGUUGCAGGGAGAGUACACCUACUCUUUGGGCCACGUUUACGACCCCACCACCACCUACCUUGGAGCCCCUGUCUUCUAUGCCCCCCAGGCCUACACAGCGAUUCCCAGCCUUCAUUUCCCAGCCACCAAAGGACAUCUUGGCAGCAGGGCCAUUAUCCGGGCCCCUUCUGUUAGAGAAAUUUACAUGAAUGUACCUGUAGGGGCUGCGGGAGUGAGAGGACUGGGCGGCCGUGGCUAUUUGGCUUACACAGGCCUGGGCCGGGGAUACCAGAUCAAAGGAGACAAGAGAGAAGACAGACUCUAUGACCUUUUACCUGGGAUGGAGCUCACCCCAAUGAAUCCUGCCACUUUAAAGCCCCAAGGAAUUAAACUUGCUCCCCAGAUACUGGAAGAAAUCUGUCAGAAAAAUAACUGGGGACAACCUGUGUAUCAACUUCACUCUGCCAUUGGACAAGAUCAAAGACAACUCUUCUUAUACAAAAUAACCAUUCCUGCCCUGGCCAGCCAGAAUCCUGCCAUCCAUCCUUUCACACCUCCGAAGCUAAGUGCCUAUGUGGAUGAAGCAAAGACAUACGCGGCUGAGUACACCCUGCAGGCCCUGGGCGUCCCCACUGAUGGAGCCGACGCCCAGACCGCCGCUGCUGCCGCCGCUGCUGCUACUGCGUUUCCAGGCUACGCUGUCCCCAGUCCAACUGCGUCUGUGUCUGCAGCCCAGCUCAAGCAAGCAGUGACCCUGGGACAAGACUUGGCAGCGUAUGCAGCAUAUGAGGUCUACCCCACUUUUGCAGUGACUGCCCGAGGGGAUGGAUACGGAACCUUCUGAAGACAUCUUUGUCUUAAGAAUAAAACACACAAACUCAGUCCAGGAGAAAUAAACCUCUAACUCAGUCUCCCAAUGAUCACAAUACUUGUCCCAAGUGAUGCCUGUCCUGAGACUGUACAACUUAUAUUAAUUGUAAAAAUUAUGCUAAGAGGACUUUAUACCUAACUAAAUGCAAUGUUAAGGAGCCAUUUAUCUAAACAGAUAGCUAAAGAGUUAUUGUCCCCAAACGUUUUUCUUUCAGGGUUCCUGAGGGUUUGGGGAGCAUGUUUACAAACCUUGACAAAGUAGAGAGAGACCUUUUAGCCAGCAAGAAUUCAGGAGCGAAACAGACUUGGGCAACCAGUAACAACCAAAGGAGCCAAGUAGUUCCAGUCUUAGGCCCUGGCUUACAGCUUUAAUACACAGUCACAAAAGACAGAGGGAAGGCAGGAGAUGCGUUUCCAAGUCCAUUUCCCAUUGCCCACUGCAUGGGGCAUGUUCAUAGCCUGGAGCUUGUGAGAGAUUGUCCAAGGUUUAAGGGAAUCAGCGUCAUGUCAGUCUGAAAAAUUCCAUCCAGUCAUUUUGUUGUGGGUCAGGAUCUUCUCAUCCCCUGCAUCCCCUGGGGACUUGGUAAUUGAUGUGAUCUGUUAUAGCUAUUGUUAAAACAAAUCCAGGCCCAUCGUUUGUUAACUCAUUAGCCCACACCUCUUUUUCCCUAGAACUCCUACCAAUCCCAAGGAUCCCCAGAAGAUAAUUGUCAUACCAGCAUGAAAUGACUUUUUCUCAUUUUAAACAUCCUGACUUGUUCAUAGUGAUUUAUUUUCCUCUCAGUCUCAUUUUGCUCAUCUUCAAUAUUGUAAAAAUUAAAUCAAAUCUACAGAAUACCAUUUAUGAUACUUUUCCCUAUUCACAUUGGCUGAAAAGUCACUUCAAACUAAGAGGGGAGUGAAGAUUUACUCAUAUUUCUUUGAUGUUUUUGCAGUACCUAGCCCACCAUCCAGCAUUCAGAGACAGUUAUAUCAUCUUACGUUCAGCCAUGGACUCUCUAACCCACCUGUACUAAAUCUGCUGAGAAAUCCACUGCCUUUUCUUCCUUUCACUUUCAGUAAGUAUCAGACCGCUUUACCAUAUCUGAGUCCUUUGGUCUUGAAAAUUAUCACAGGAGAACCUCACGUCCAUCACUGAAUAUUAGAAGCUGAGUCUUCAGAUAUUCAGCAAAGGUGCUAUUUAUCAAAAUCUCCAGAGUUUGAGGCCUCUUCUCUAGAACAUCCGAGGUGAGAGUGCUACAGAAACUGGGAUGGAGACGGGAGUAGAAGGCACUGCUUUCUUUUUGUACUUGUAAAUGAUGGCUUUUUGUUCAAAACAGACAUAAGCAAAGUCCACACACAGAAUACCUAUUAUGAACCACUGCAGUCUCAUUAGUGGUGAAAGACAUUCAGUACUCAAUUUCCAUUUCAAAAAUCCCUUGGCCUUUGUAGAAUUCUGCAAGACUAAAGGGCGAACAUAAACACCAAAGUGUAGAAAAACGUGUUAACUCUUGAAUGGAAUGCUACGAUCCAAAUGAUCGGUCCAGAUUCCAGUCAAAAUCAGGUAAAUUCCAACAAUUACGAGUCCUUGUAACCUUUCAGUUCUGUUAACUCCAGUCAGGUAUCGAAGGCUUCAAGGCUACAGCUGAAACACUGAAAGGCCUGGUGCUUUCAAUUUUCUGUUUUACUUUUCUUAUUUCCAAGGACAGUGUUUCCCAGACUUGACUGCACAUUAGAAACACCUGGAGAGCUUUUCAGCCCACCAAAGCCAAGGUCACACCUCAUACCAAUUACAUCAGAAUGUCCUGGGAUCGGAGCCUGACAUCAGUAGUUUUUUGGGUUUUUUUUUAAGAUCCUUAGGUGAUUCAAGAAUGCAGCUAAAUUUGGGAACUGCUGUAUUCUUUGUAUUUCCACUCUGUUUAAAAAAAAAUUUUGUUUUAAAUUUCACUUUUAUUAAGUAGAAAGAUGCAUGAAGAAAAAAUGUCUAAUAAAUGAAAACAAAUAGCCAGAUCUUAGUUUUAAAUAUAUUCAUCUCAUGAGAAGUAUAGAUGUGACUGUAAUUCAUACUGGCUUCAAACUCACUCUUGGGCCAAACCAAUUCUAAAUAGAAGAAAGUGAAAAAUAUUUCCUUAAGCAAUUCUUAGGUUUAAAUUUAUACCCCCCCCAUGGACCUGCUUUCAUACUCACGGAGAAUAAUUACAGUGAAGGCAGGCAAAUUUCUACUCAGUCCAAAGAAGCAUUUCAAAUUCCAAGGAUGAAAGUUUCAAUGCUCUUUAAAAUCUUUGAAAAUAAACAGAAAAAAAGUCACUCUGCAUGGCUAGUAUAUGUACAAUAGAAGGUCCGAUCCAGAGUAGUUUAAAACGUAAUCAAAAAGAACAAUUAGUUAAUAUAAGAAUCUCUUUAUGAGAAAAAAAUUAUUAUUCCAAAUUAAAUCAUAAUCACAUUUUUAAAGGUUAAGAGCAGAAACAUAAAUAUACAAUAAUACCAAAGUGUAAAGAAAAUUUCCACUGGAAUAUCAGCUCAUUCUUGCUCAAAGGCAAACAAGCAUUCAUGACAUUUACUUCCUGAGUGCUAGUUUUAUUCAAGUGAGUAGAUACAGUUUUAUUUUUUUGCUAAAACUUUAUUCUAGUAAAAUUUAGGGAAUCCCAUUUAGAACAUAAAUCAUGAAAAUUUCAGUGUGUUCACCAUACCAUAUGUUUUCAUUCCCUUUGCCCAAAUUAAGUAAUGUAGAAUAAGUCCCACUGUGAUGAAUUUGAAACUUUAAAACUUGAGAUUUAAAUAUAAAAGCAAAUGUAGAACCACAGUUUCUUUUCACAUGUUCAUGUUUUUGGACUUCAGAAAUUAGCACUUAUCUAAUACCUAUCAUUCUUUGUGUAUUGAUAUUUUCCUAUUUCUUAAUUUAUUGCUUAGUAGAAAAAAAAUCUCCAUAGAAAAAUUUAAAAUCAACGUACCAAGUGAUAAAAACAAAAUACCUAAGCCGAUAAUCUAGAAACAUCUAGUAAGUUAGAGUUGGGUUUCUAAAUUUGGGUAUUAAUAGCUUAGUGAGAAUUAAAAUCAGUCCUAUAGUUCUUAGGAGGAGAUACAAUAGCAGUGAGAUUAGAUGUCAAUUUUUUUUCUCUGUAAAAAUGCUCCUUUUCUUAAAUUGUUGAAUUUCUCUCCCACCCCAUUAAUAUAGCUAGAACUGCCCUUAACUGCCACAAAAUAUAAUUUUCCUAGAUGACUAUCCAUACCCAGCCAACCCUGCUCAAACCUAGUAUCAUGCCAAACCACACUGUAUUCGGGUGACAGCACCCAAAAUGCUGCUAGGAAGCUACCUCAUGUUAAGAAAACAUCAACUUCAAGAAAUAUCUAACAAAUAAGAACAUAUUUCCAAACCACAGAUAUUUAACUUUUUAAUGGUGGAUGGAAAUUAAAUUAUAGCUAUGUAUUGGUAACAGAUAUGCAGGAAAUUACUUUCAGUCUUACUUAAAAGUUAAAAGUUUUUUUAAAAAAUAAAACAAAAUAUUCUUCCAGUCAUAUAGAUUAGCUUUUCAGAAAUGUUACCUCGAUGUUAAUUUUUAACUUAUGUUCUUUUUCACUGCAUUUUUAAAUGACUAUUUUAUAGUUCUUUCUCGGGCAACUGGGUCACAAUUUGAAUUCAUGGGGAUAGGGAGAUUUUUCCAGGGUGCCUUGGCAGAAUAAGGGUCAAUAAAGAAAGCUAGGAUUUAUCAGUAAAUUGUCUUGUAUUCAAAGCUACAAAGUUUGAUAAAGUUUGUUAUUAUUGUACAACUCCAGCCCUAGCCCAGAUUUCCCAAAAGGAACUUAGAACUAAAAGGGAACAAUACAAGUCCAUAGUCAUGUAUCCCCUUCACCCUUGAACUCAUAUAGAAGUUUCCAGGAGGCAAAAACAAAGCUACAGUUUAAACUAGAGAAUCCUUACUUUUCAUAUUUUGUAGAUACAUUUUUAUAUACUGUAAAGACAUCUAUUAGAGACAAACUAAGUUUCAAAUAUGAUACCAUAAGUGAACUUUGUGAUAAACACUUUUAAGAGAAAAUAUUAAUAGCACAACUUAGGAAUUUUAAUAUAUUUAUUGAAAGAGAAGACAAUAGACAUUCCUACCUGACAAGCAACAGCUGUCUACUGGUUUUGUUAAUUUGUCAAAUCUGAUGUUGAUAUUUCACUUCAUUCUAGCAAUAUCUUGAAAAUACUCUCAGUUAAAUGAGAUCAUAGUCAUAAAACAUGUCAAGUAUUCACCAGGCUAUAUAUUUGUAUUUGCCAACAUUAGAACAAAGCCAAACAUAUCCUGCUAUAAUUAGUGAAACUACUAGGAAAAUAAGAUAUUUUUUCUGACUCCCCCCGUACCUAUCUCUUUACUUAUGGGGUAAAACAUAAAAUUUUUUUUUACUCAAUAAAAAAAUGGGUAUAGAAUAUUCUAUUGCCCUGCAAAUGCCAACAUUUUAAAAGCCAGCUUUUUCUUGCAAUGUUAUACAGAAUAUAGAAUGAACAGGUAUAAUAGGGACAGCAAUGUAUACCUUGAACACAGAGACUCAUUUAUGGAAGAUAGCAGGCUUUACACAUGCCCCGUUGCCCUCAGUUUUGUAGGAAAGAUAAAACAAUACCUUAUACUUUAGCUAGCAGUGAAGAGAAGUUCAUAACCAAUCUUGAAGUAAAAAACAAUAUGAAACCAGAAGGCUGCAUUCAUUCAAAAAUGCCUGGAAUAAAAUAUAGAAUACUUCUGUAUCUACCUCUCUCUUGUGGACAUCUCUCCUAUUUUGAGGGAGAAAUCAAGAAAAGAAGAUGCCCCCACUCUCUCUUCGCAUAUGUUACUUUGCCUAAAAGGGAGGAGAAAUAGCAAGAAAUAGCUCUUUAAAGAAAGUAAGCUGCCAGCAGGAAUUUCUUAGAGACAAACGAGCAUCCACGCCACUCAUUGUUUAAUAGCAUCUCUCUGGAGUGACUGCACAUCCUGGUUUGCCAGGACAGUGUAGGCUUACAUUUGUUGUCCCAUUAUAAAUAUUAACUAUCAACAAUUAAAACAAACAAUUGUCCCCCUUACUCUCAAACAUGUCUCAGUUUAGACAACAAAUUAUACAGUGACUCCAUCUUUGCGGCUCUUUUUGUUUUCUUGAUGUUGUCAGUGUGGCUUUAUUGUCUCCAGCGCAGAUAUAGCUUAAACUAAAAGACCUGACCACUUCUUGCUGACUGGGGUAGGAACAUGGUGAACAUAACAAUGCAUCAUCUUCUCCUCCAGCGUUACCCUCGAUCCACUGUCUGUCUAGCUGAGUCUCUAUGACCCCAUUCUGGCCCUUGCUUUCUUCCCACUGCCCCUGGGUGCCUGUUAUUCACUGAGCUAGCAGCCACUUGGCCAAAGAGUGCAGCAGAAAAGAUGAAAAAUAGCCCUUAGAGGCAUGUGCUUGGUCUGUCAAAAUCUGGAGGGCAUUUGCAAGGUCUUAGAGCACUUGCUGGUUUCUUUCUUUCUUGAACCAAGUUACCUGCACCUCAAAACAGAAAGGAUUUCCUAUAUAAAGCUUCACAGUAAGAGGCAUGUUGCCUUUUCCCCUCCUUCUGUGUCUUACAGAUUUGCUCAAACACUAACUCCCUUGCAUUUAAUUCACCAUUAUGGUUAUUUAUCAACUAUUCUUCACCCCUCAUCUUCAUAUAAUCCCAUAUAAAGAUUUUAUUAUUUGUAAUGGAAAAUAAUACUAAUAGAUAGAAAUUCCUGUUAAAAAGGAAAGUUUUUCACUCUUCCUUUAUUCUCUUUACUGAGUGUUAUUAGUCUCUAUUGCUAUUAGACCACAAAAAUAUUCAUAAAAUGUAUGAUCAGUCUGUUUUACUAUGCACUUACUCUUAUGCCAGAAACUGUGAAUACAAAUUUUUUAAAAAGUUUUUUCUCUCAGUGGGGUACACAGUCUAGUGAUCCAUUAUGCAGUUUUUAAAAAUGAAUAUAAUUGCACAUAUUUAAGUACAUCAGCUGGUAGGUUUUGUCAUUUAGUCAGAAUCCUCAAAAUAAAUCAACUCUGCUCUAAACUUUAUUUCCAGCCAAACACUAGGUUGGUACAGUAGGCCUUUUUAAAGACAAAUAAGUAAAAAUUAGUUUUCAAAUAUUUUCCCCAGGAGAAACAUAACAGACUAUCCAAAAAUUUUAAAAGGAAGAAAAAAUAUAGUUAGAGAUCCAGGGGAGCUUUAAAACAUGGAGUUGACAAAUUCACUUAUUGACUUAUGAUCUUAAUGAGCAGGGAUCCAUGCUUUUUAUUUACUUGAGAACAUUUUGGUUAUUAACUAUUUCUAUUUUCUAAGUAUACCUGUGUUUAUAAAAUUUAACAAAGUUUAACAAUCCUUGUCUAUACCUUUAUUUCUUUCCAGUAGAUGAUUUACAAUGAAGUAUACACACUUUUUCCAAACGUAAAUUUUGAAACUUUGCAUUUUCUGCAAUAAUUCAUAAGAGAGAUUUGAGCUCCUAGGCUGAAGAUCAGUCUGUUUAAAUCAAUUUGUUAUUAUCAGUGGUUUAAAGAUGUGAUGUAAUUAUUGGCAUUUUAUCCCUAUUUCUUCAUGAGUUCUUUUUUUUUUUCUACUUUUCUGACUACAAUAUAGCCAGAUAUUAUCUCUACUCUUGAUAAAAAGCAUGCUGUCUGCAAAAUGCAUCUCUAGUUUCUAGAUGUUAAGCAAUUUCUUGCUUCUUUUCCUUCUUGCUAUUAUUGACAUUAUUUAUGUGAAGUUAGUUAGCUGAGGUACCAAAGAAAGAAACGAAAACAGUGUUAAAGAGUGUGCAUAAGGCACUUAUUUUUGUACUUUGCGUACAAUGUUUUAUAAAACUCUGUGAUCUAUCUAAAUAUACUGAGUAAAAUUACAACAUUCAUUCAUCGGGAAAGUAAUCAUUGGUUUGGAAGAUAUAAGGCGCACUAUAGAAGCAUAAAGCUCAUAAGAUAAUCAAUAAUGUGAUAUUGUAAUGAUUAGUGUAAUUCCAGGAUGGUAAAAUGAUUUUAAUUGAAUUUUCAAGUACCAUUAUAAAAUUUUAAAAAGGA